CACACACACAGAGGCUCACACUGCGUCUAGGCCUGCCUUUUCACUUAUUUGUAUGUCCUGAACAUAUUUCCAUGUCAGUAGACACUUAUCUUCGUAGCGAUAACAGCAAUUAAAUAUUACUGCAGCGUAUAUUUUUACCAUCAUUUAUUUAGCUCAUGUUUGAACUGUUAGGUUGUAUCUAUCGUUUUCUGUAUUACAGACAAUUUGAUGACAAAUGACCAAUCGCCUAAUGUUCAAUAUAAAAAUAUCAAUUGUAUAAGGAGAUAAGGGGUAUUUGGCUAAAAUAAAAUUCAGUGUGCUCCACCUUCUCCACACGUAAUAUGCUCUAAAAAGGCAUGAAUAAUUAAAUUAGCCCUUCUAUUCUCCAGCACAGAUCCUGAGCCCAGCGGAGGGUGCAGGUGCUUAGAGCCUCGGUCUGCUCUUCUGCCCACCAGAAGGCAAAGGCCACUCAACUGCCACCUUAAGACACCCAGGAUCCUCCUCUCCUUUUUUAUUAAUAGAAUAAUGCUCAGGCUCAGUGCAUGAGAGCAGCGCUCUCCGACUUUGCAUUCAUCAGAGUAACCUAGGUGGCUUGUUUAAAAAUACACAUUCCCUGGCUGCGCUCCCAGAAACUGGACUUCAGUGGUUUAGUUGCGGUGUGCAUAGGACAGGUGAUUCUGAGGACCACGAGGGGUUAGGAAUUUCGCCGUUAAUUCUGGCCAAGGGAGACAGCAGACCAUCCAGCAUUGUCCGCAGCAUAUUUUUUUUCCCUCUUUUGCAAUGAAUAUUUGAUGCUCAGCGGGAUCAGCCCCAGGAUGAGGCACACAUCCAAGAAAAAUCCAUGCCUCUCCAUCUUUUCCCCAGGAUUGCCCUUUGGCGAGACUCUCCUUUGCGAUUACUUCAGUUUCCCCGGUUCAUAGAACAAAACUCUUCUUAGUCUCUUUUGGCGUCUCUUGUCUGUUCAACAAACACCCACUGCGCAUGACCAUCCUCCGGAAAGCCCUCGAGUGGGGCCGUUUGGGAGCCCUUCUUCGUGGGGUGGGCACUGAAGGAACCGGGGCCCCAUAAGCCCGUGCUUUUGUGGGGGCUGCUCCCUCUCCCAUGGCAGGUAACUGGCACCAGGCUGUUAAGCUGUGGAUGGGCAACUGGCACAGCGCUUUGGAUGCGCGUAUUUCAGCACGUGGAGUUGGCCCGUGGAGCCGGCCGAGGUCCACGCAGCGUACCGCAGCGCGCGUGCUGCAGAGAAAACUUGGGGGCGGGGGUCGAGGAAGCCGCCCCCCGAGGCUCCCAGCGCAGCCCCAGGAGGAAUCCUGCCGGCAACUAGAAGCUGUGCGCACGGCCGGGCUCGGCGCCGACAACAGCCGGAGCUGCCGGGCCUGCAGCGAACCUCCGCAUCCAGGUGGGGUCUCCGCGCCCCAAUUCCACCCCGCCCCGCCAUCGGCGCUCCCCGCAAGCGCGGGGUUUCCACCCGCCCCGGCGUUCGCGCCCACUCACUGUCUCCCUCGCCCCCUCGGGAGACGCUCCCCGCGUUCUAUCCCGCCCCGCCCUGGCGCGCCCCGCAAAAGAUGUGACCCCGCCCCCCUGCGGUCUCCGCUCCCCCAGACGCUGCCCCUGCCCCCACUUGGGGAGCUCCGGGCAUCUCUAAAGCCCCCAACCAGAGUCCUCCAACCCACCCGCAAGGCUAACGCACCAGCAACGCGGCCCCACCCGCAGGGACCCCGCCCACCUGUGGCGCUACCCCCGCCUCUGCGGCCUCCCACACCGCUAGCGCGGUCCCCACCUACGACGACCCCGGCGUAGGUGCUCCUGCCCACACCCAUCCCCCCGCCAGCCCC
Messenger RNA from Cercocebus atys (sooty mangabey), 1814 nucleotides. RefSeq names its product proline-rich protein 2-like. Bases 1081 to 1779 code for a protein of 232 amino acids. The record is from RefSeq and is a predicted model, not a curated record. Lineage: Eukaryota; Metazoa; Chordata; Mammalia; Primates; Cercopithecidae. The transcript has 2 exons.